Molecule: messenger RNA, 876 nt
Organism: Rotaria sp. Silwood1
Lineage: Eukaryota; Metazoa; Rotifera; Eurotatoria; Philodinida; Philodinidae
Source: the annotation of a GenBank genome assembly
AAUGAAUUAAUUAAAUGGACUACUUAUCUACAACUUAAUUCGAACAGCGACGAUGAUAGCGAUGAAAAUUAUUCUUCAACUCAACCUGCACCACUCGUUAAUUAUUCAUCGUCAGAAUCAUCCAGUGAUAAUGAAAACUUAUUACAAUCAUCUCAUCAAUCUACAUCUUCUAAUAACAACAGCAAUGUCGAUAUUACGUCUUCAUCAACAUCAACCAUUAUGAAAAAGCGUAAAAAACGCAAGCGUCUCGAUGGAGGUGGUAAAAAAUUAACUUAUGUGAAACUUGAUUCUCGUUUAUUUGCCUGGUAUCGUCAAAAACGUACUGAUCCUGGAUCGACAACAAUACCUGCUUCUGAUAUUCGUAAGGAAAGAGUAACAUUUCGUCAACUUGAACGUCGUGGACGACAAUUAAGUGAAGAAUUAAAUCAUCCAUGUCCAUCAUCGAAUUGGUUUGGUCGUUUUCUUGUUCGUCAUCGACUCUCUCUUCAACGUCCAAAACGACAACAGAAGAUUCCACUCGACGAUGUUCAUCAAAAAGCAACUUCAUUUUAUACUUUUCUUCGACGAGCAAGUCGAUGGGCUCCAAAACGUGGUGCAAUGGGGGCCUUUACUCCAUGUGACAUCUUCAACAUGGACGAAUCUCCACUUGCAUUAUUCGGCGAUCAAGCAAAACGAUCAAUCAAUGAUAUCAACACUUGCAAUGAAGUAGAAGGAUCUACAGUCGAUUCUCCAUUAUUACAUAUUGAUGAAUCCGACGACAAUGAUGAAGAACAACAGCAAAUCGCAAUUCAAGCAAAAUUAGCUGAAGAUCAAGACAAAAAUUUAUCAAAUCAGAAAUAUAAACAAUUAAAAUUAACUCAUUUUUGGAAAAAGUAA